AUGGCCAAUCCCCUUGAUACAGAUGCUGGCUCGGAGCUAUUUAGCAGCUAUGAAGCAGAGCUGAAGCUCGUUCAAGCCGACCUGAACCAGAAACUCGAUCAGAUAGCAGAGGCCACUGGCGAACCACGCAAGUCGGCUAUUAGCCAAGCGGAACGAGCAUUGGAUGAAGCGUCUGAGCUGCUUGAUCAAAUGCGCAUGGAGAAGCAAAACAUCCCUUCGGCUGCUCGCUCAAAGGUUAAUGUCCGGUUUCGUAACUAUUCGAGCGACAUCGACGAACUGAAGAGGAAACUCAAGUCUCUAUCUGACGACCGCAGGGCGCUCUUUGGGGCGCGGUAUACCGAUGACCCCGAGGCUGGAGACAUUCACAUGGAACAAAGGCAACAACUACUGUCGGGAACAGAACGUCUAGAGCGCAGUUCUGCUCGUUUACAAGAUAGCCAACGACUUGCACUAGAGACGGAGGAUAUUGGCCGGAAUACUUUGGCAGAUUUGCAUCAACAGCGUGAGACGAUUGAGCAUACUCGACAGAAUCUGCACCAAAGUGAGGGUUAUGUUGAUACGAGUAUCAAGACGCUGCGGGGCAUGGCUCGUAGGAUGGCUACAAAUCGAGUGAUCACUAUCGCAAUCAUCACCGUUCUGAUUCUGUUGAUCUUCGCUGUUAUUUUCAGCAGCUUCCGUUAG
Molecule: messenger RNA, 681 nt
Organism: Talaromyces atroroseus
Lineage: Eukaryota; Fungi; Ascomycota; Eurotiomycetes; Eurotiales; Trichocomaceae
Exons: 3
Coding region: 1-681 (226 amino acids)
Biological process (GO): retrograde transport, endosome to Golgi; vesicle fusion with Golgi apparatus; intracellular protein transport
Cellular component (GO): Golgi apparatus; SNARE complex; late endosome membrane
Molecular function (GO): SNAP receptor activity; SNARE binding
Source: RefSeq, a predicted model, not a curated record